AUGGAGGAGGGCUAUUCCGGGGACGAAGUGGCGGCAGGUAUGUGUGCUGUGGGGUCCUCACUUCCGACAAGAUCGCCGCCACUCGACCCACCGCAUUCUUCUUGCGCGCCGUCCCCGGUGGGACGCUCCGCCACUGUGAUCGGUGGCGCAGUAAUACGCAGCCCCAUGGCAAUGACGUCCCCAGCCGCGCAUACGACAUCUAUUGCUGCUGCUGCUGCUGCUUCUUCGGCAGCGGGGCGAGCAAUGGAGAGCGUUUCUCCGGUGUCUACCACAACCGCCGCGGAGUAUGUGGAAAUUGAACAGAAGCAGGCGGAGCUGAGGAGUGUUGUAGAACAUCGUAUUAUGACGCUUGAGCGAUCACUAAAGCGUCGUGAAGAAGAAAUAGAAACGUUGAAAAUGCAGCUACGUAAAACUGAGGAGGACUAUCAGUUUAACUAUGAGCUCAUCAAGGACCGUGAUGCGGCGUUGGAGGAGGCUGCGACGCAGCUUCAAGUUUUGUACGACGAGUUGAAGCACCGCAAGUCGGAGGAGUUGACAUUAUCCAAGCGUUUGGAGGGGCUUGAGAAGGAGACACACCAUUUACGGCAAAGACUUCGAGAGACGGAGGUGGAACGCGAACAGACUGUGCAGCGCGUUCAGCAGAUGUAUCAGCAGAAAGAAAGACAACUAAAGGAGGCUUUUGGCCAAAAAGAGACGGCACUAGAGGCGGAGAAGCAGCGUCUACAUGAAGAGUACUUAAAAAGAUUUAAAGCAAUGGAUGACAUCCGGGAAGAGACGGCGGAUAAGAGUGAGGCGCUGGCGAAAGAAUUAGAAGCGAAAUGGGGUCAACAAGUGAGGGGUUUAGAGGAGAAACUAGUUGCAUCCACCAAAGUGAUGGAUGCCGUACAGAGUGAGAAGGCGGCCAUUGAGUCUCGUUACUCUGAAGCAUCUCAGGCAUUGUCUCUAUUGAAGCAUGAAAAUGAGUCACUCCAACAGCAGCAUCAAGUUGUUGUGGCGGAGGCUGCUGAAAAACAACGUGAGUUGGAGGCGAAAUUGAAUGAGUACAAUGCCGUUAUGGGACAAGGCAUUGCCAACGCUGAAGACAGUAUCCGUCAGCAGACACGGCGAGCCAACAUGUUAGAGGUAGAGUGCGGCCAACUACAGUCGCAAGUAACGGAGCUACAAGAGCGGUUGCAGGCGUCACGAAUACAGAGAGAUGACGAUACAAAACGUCUCAUGGAGGAGAGUAAUAAAAUGCGAGAGAAUUACCGCCAAGCAGAGACGCAGAUGGAAGAGCGACGCCGGAAUUGGGCAGAAAGAGAGCGUCAAUUAACUCUGCAGUUGCAGCGGCUGCAAGAAGAGCUUGAAGACGCAAGAAAGAAAGGCGACACAGCAGUUAGUCGUAUGGGCGAGUUACAGGCUCGUUAUGAGGUCUCCCAAGAAGAACGGGCCCGGUGCGAACAGGAAAUCGAACGUUUUCGUCGGGAUCUUCAGCGCUGUCGUGAGGAGGAGCAGCGCACUGCGACGCACGCGCAAGAAGUGCAGCGUGCUGCAGAAGAAAAGGUUCGUGACGCCGGUCGUGAGGUGGAGGUUGCACAGGAGGAGGUGGAGCGACUGAAGAAACGUCUAUUUGAGGCACAAGAACGAUCCCAGUCAGAGGCAGCGCGACUAACGCGAGAGUUACACGCUAGCGAGGCGGCACGUCAAGCCCUCGAGGAGCAUUUCCACCUUGCAGAGGACGCCAACGGGCAGCGGGCGCUUAUCGAGAACUUGCGCCGCGAGAAGGAAGCACUGGAGCGAAGAGUAUUGGAGCUGGAGCAAACAAAUGCGGCGAUACGAGAUCAAGUAGCCUCCUUCACUAUGGAGCUACAAAACGACCCCGUUGUAAAGUCUGCGAAGGAGACGCAGCGCCGAGUACAAGAGUUACAAGAGCAAUUAUUGCAAGCCCGUGAGGAUAUUCAGCGUCUGCGCGACACACUCCGUGCGAAAGAGGAGGAGUUGUCGCGUUACCAGUUGGAGAUCCUGCGUGCGCGCUCUGCGGAGACGGCGGUUUUGCAUCAGCGGGAUCAGGAGGACCAACGCCUUCGUGAGGAGUACCAAAGCGCAAAGGAGGCCUAUGAAAGUAUGCGAAAAGCGCUCAGGGAUCAAAAACAACAACAACAGCAGCAGCGAAGUAGAGUAUCGCCUGGAAAACCAGCGACACUAAAUCAGAAAAGUGGCAGUGAUGAUGACGAUAGGAGGGAUAGGCACCGAAGUGGUGAAAAAAAAGUUUCUUGUGGGGCCGAGAGGGAUCCCGUGUCGAUGCGGGAGGCGGACUUGUGGCGGCGAAAGUAUCUGCAGCUGGAGCAAAAUCUUCGUGAUCUCCUUCGGGAACGUGAUGGCUUGGCAAGGGAGCUGCAACUCACGCGUCAGGAUGUCGACGCAUUGACAAGCGAGAAACAAUCCCUUGUCGAUUUGAACUCCCUGUUGAAGGCUCAGUUAAGGGAGGCGUACCGGACCGCAUUAGAAUACCCACAGCUGACGCUACGACCGCCAACACCAGAACAAAAUCAGCAUCAAGGGGGGCAAAAACAACAGCCAGCCGUUGUUCCAAUGCAGACUGAUACAAAUUUAGAAUCUGGGAGAAAAGCGGUGCAAGAUUCAACCCAAACAGUGCCUUCGCUCGCUGUAGAUGCCUUCUUCCGGGGUGUUUCGGCCCCGCAGUCCUCCGUCGAUGCAGAACGUCUUUCUGCCUUGGAAGUGGAGCUGGCAGCGAUGAAGGCAAGUAUGCUGAACCAUCGUCAGAGUUUUACACGUGCCUCUCGAUCUGGCGGGGGAGGUGCCGCUGCCGCUUCCAAAGAUCGGGACACCCGAAGACAGUUGCAACAGCAACAACAGCAGCAGAAGCCACAAAAAAAUACUCCCCAGACUGCGUCGAUGAGUCGAUCUCUCAGUCGGAGUGGGGCGCCGUUGGUUCACCGAGGUUCCUCCGUGGUGCGUCACUACGGCUACAUGUAA
Molecule: messenger RNA, 2976 nt
Organism: Trypanosoma cruzi
Lineage: Eukaryota; Euglenozoa; Kinetoplastea; Trypanosomatida; Trypanosomatidae
Exons: 1
Coding region: 1-2976 (991 amino acids)
Source: RefSeq, a predicted model, not a curated record